CCGCUGAAUUUCCUGUCAGACGAUAAUGUUUGGCAAAGGUGGAAGGGACAGGUUUCACAGGGAUCUCAAGAGAACAGUCAUGGGGGGAACCAUCCCCCCAUCAAGUUACCUCUGGGUUGGAAAUCUUGGUCACAACAUAAACAAGAGUACUUUGACUAAUCACUUUUUACAGUUUGGUGAGCUUGAGAGCAUAGCUUUCCAACCUGGUUGUAGCUAUGCUUUCAUUAAUUUUAAAAAUGAAGGAGAGGCCUUUACUGCUGUAAGAGAACUUCAAGGAUUUGUUGUGGCAGGAAAUCCACUUAGAAUUGAGUUUACAAAGGUGGUUAGUGUGGUCCACCUUUGUCUGUCUUCCUUAAAAUACCAUCUUGCUGUUAUUUCUUGUAUAUGAAUACUUCCCAUCAGUUAUAUAAAAGCGAU
This is a messenger RNA of Ilex paraguariensis (yerba mate), 417 nucleotides long. Lineage: Eukaryota; Viridiplantae; Streptophyta; Magnoliopsida; Aquifoliales; Aquifoliaceae. The record is from the annotation of a GenBank genome assembly.